AUGCAGGAUCAGAGCUGCACACACACCGGCAUCAAACACACACACACACACACUCCCUCUCCGAGCCGGACACGCAGCCCCUGGCCCGGCAGCCCAGCCCGGCAGCGGAGGACUCACCCCGGCUUCCAGGAUCCGCAGCCCGCUGAGACAGUGGACCUCACCGCGCCUUACUUUGUGGACAUGGGAGACAUGGGGGACCCGCCGAAAAGUAAGAGAACUUGCCCCGUGUGAGGGGGUGUUUGGGACGCGGAGAGCGGAGUGAAUUCAGAGCAAGUUUGAGGGAAUUAGGUGUUGGAUGCUGCGGAGUAGAAAGAGGGGGACUCGGCCUGUUUUACGCAGCGGAGCACUUUACUGACACACUUUUAAUUUUAGAGUUUUUACACGAGAGGUGGAAGAAAACAGUGGAUUUACAAAUUAUUUUUUUAUUUAUUAAUUUCAAUAAUAAUAAUAAUAGUAAUAAUAAUAAUAAUAAUAAUAAUAAUAGUAAUAAUAAUUGAAUAAGUGUUUUUAAUCAUUUAGAAGCCGGCUAUAUGAGGAGUUCUCAUGUGUUUAUGUUUGUGUGUGUUUCGUGUGUGUGUUUCGCAGAGAAGCGGCUCGUGUCUCUGUGCGUGGGCUGCGGGAAUCAGAUCCACGACCAAUACAUCCUACGGGUCUCUCCGGACCUGGAGUGGCACGCCGCGUGCCUCAAAUGCGCCGAGUGCAGCCAGUACCUGGACGAGUCAUGCACGUGCUUCGUCCGGGACGGGAAGACAUACUGUAAACGGGACUACAUCAGGUGGGUCAGGACACGGGGCCGUGGAGAGGAGAGGAGAGGAGGGCCGGGCUGGAACCCCACUGUGUGAAACAAGACGACUGGAGCUCCAAUGACUUUACGGAUUACUACUAUAAUUUUUGAAUUUUAUAAUAACAAUAAUAAUAAUGAUAAUAUUCAGCAUCAUUAUUAUUAUUCGCCUAUUAAAUCUAAUUGAGUUUAUCUGGACUGAUAAGAGGCGCGCAGUGAAGGUUCAGUCCGUUUAAAUAUCAAAUAUCAGGAUCAGGAUCAUCUUCAGAAAAAAACAAACAUACAUAAAUAUUUUUAGACUUUUGAUUUUAUGUGAGGUGCUGUAGAAAAAAGCUAAAACAAUGAGCAUCAGGGUCACAUCACUUAUUUAUGAAUCAUUGAUUGAGAUCAGAGUCUGCUGUGACAGAUGGACCUGCGGAAUAUGACAGACUGGACUUCAUGUCAUCUCAUAUUCAGUUUUAUAUUAAUAGUUUAUUUUUAAUUGACUCCAUCUUGCAGCAUUUACGUUAAUAAUUCUUUUUUUUCAUCAUGAUUAUUUAUCCCUUUUUUUUAAGUUGAAGCCAAACAGGCCUUCAGCUUUUUGUAUGUAAACAAAACUCAUCACAGUCUUGAUAUUUCAUAGAGAUUUGACCCAUAAAACAACUCGUAUCAUAAUAGAAUCAACAUUUAAUUCAACUACACCAGUCAGAUAUGAUACAUAAAGUAGACUACAUAAUUAUAACGAUACUACCGGAUAUUAAUAUAUUUAGUUCCAAUUAUUAUUAUUAUUAUUAUUAUUAUUAUUAUUAUUAUUAUUAUUAUUAUUAUUAUUAUGUCCUAACCGGAGCGCCUGCCUGUGUGUGUCCCCGCAGGUUAUACGGGAUCAAGUGCGCCAAGUGUAACAUCGGCUUCAGUAAGAACGACUUCGUGAUGCGGGCCCGCUCCAAGGUCUACCACAUCGAGUGUUUCCGCUGCGUGGCCUGCAGCCGUCAGCUCAUCCCGGGGGAUGAAUUCGCUCUAAGGGAGGACGGGCUCUUCUGCCGAGCUGAUCACGACGUGGUGGAGCGGGCCAGUCUGGGCCCCGGAGACCCGCUCAGUCCGCUGCACCCCGCCAGACCGCUGCAGAUGGCAGGUAAAGUCCCCCGGACUGAGUGUGUGUGCGCGCGCUUGGAGCUGCUUUGAACCGCGACGACACGGUCCUGUCCUCUCUGACUGCAGUCACGCUGGUGUUUUUUUUUUCCUUUUUCUUUUGUUGCUGGAUGAGAAAAGGAGCUGAUUCUCUUUGACUCUGAUGAAAAAGAGCCUCUUUCUCCUGCACAGUCGGGAGUGAUUCACUGUCUGAUGCAGGCUCUAACUCAAACCGCUCCCGUGAAGAUUUGCUGCACAAAUAUUUCACUCUAGAGUUCUUCAUAUACGUGUUUUUCUUUUGUGUCUUUUGCGCAUACCAGUGUGCAGUCAAUCCAGACUCAACAGAUAAGAUAGACCGGGCGCUGCUGUCAGAAAUACACCGGGUUAUCGCUGUGAGGGAGGAGGAGGAGGAUGAGGAGGAAGGGAGGGAGGGCAUGGCUGUGGGUCCGGGAUGCGUUUGGUCAUUUUAAGAAAUACUGCAGAGCUCUGCGGGUCUAAGAGGGUGUGAGGUUUUCUCUGGAGUAGUCUGUCCUUCUGAGUUUAAUGAAGCUUUUAUUCAAAGUAUCGACCAGAAGUUUUUCUUUUAUUCAGAUCCAUAAACAAAUUGAAGCUUAGAAACCCUUUUAUCAUUUCUGGAGGAUUAUUCUUUCGGCAGAUUGUAAGAAUGUGCUUCUCUGACUCAAACAGCUCUGAUCUGAUGUGCGUUAAAUGCUCCAAAUGCUUUCCAUGAGUAUCCUAAACCAUCAAUGUGAAUAAAAAGAGCCUGAUUGUGCGUAAUGCGCACCCGGCCUUCACAGAAACACUUCAAACUCUGACCCCCUGUCUCUUCUCAUCCACUAAUUUCUCCCUCCGUCUCUUUUCUCGUCCUUUCCAAACAGCAGAACCAAUCUCGGCCCGGCAGCCCGCACUGCGGCCUCACGUACACAAGCAGCCGGAGAAGACCACGCGGGUCCGGACGGUGCUGAACGAAAAACAGCUACACACUUUGCGGACCUGUUACAACGCCAACCCCCGGCCUGACGCGCUGAUGAAGGAGCAGCUGGUGGAGAUGACCGGGCUCAGCCCACGGGUCAUCCGGGUUUGGUUCCAGAACAAACGCUGCAAGGACAAGAAGAGGAGCAUUCUCAUGAAGCAGCUGCAGCAGCAGCAGCCCAACGACAAGACGGUGAGAGGAAAGACGGAGGGUGGAGAACUUUAUCAUUCAGGAACUUUUUGUUUUUUAAACUGGAGACGAGACUGACGAUCAGGGUGAAUGUAUAUUUUCCUCAGCCUGCUCCAUCAGUGACAAGGCUCUUCUGGACUCUUCUAAAGCGCCACAACAUUUAGACCUGCAAAAAAACAGUCCCUUUGAGUUUCUGAAGCUGAAGGCUGCCAGCUCUCUACAUUCACUUCCUGUUUGUGUUGACUUUAUUUGUUUGCAUGUUUAUUGAUUGUUCAAAUGACUGACAGCAGGUUCAUGUCAGACCCCCCUUCUCUUUAAGCACACACACUUAGCGAGUCACACCCCACCUUAUCACCUGCACCUUUAGUGAGAGAUAUACUCCGUGUACUCUGAGUGCUCCGGGUCUGACCCCCCUUCCUCCUCCUUCUCCUCCUCCUCCUCCUCCUCUUCCCCCAUCCCCCUCCUCUCUCAGAACAUCCAGGGUAUGACAGGGACCCCGAUGGUGGCGGCGAGUCCGGAGCGGCAUGACGGCGGCCUGCAGGCGAAUCCGGUGGAGGUUCAGAGCUACCAGCCGCCCUGGAAGGUCCUCAGCGACUUCGCCCUGCAGAGCGACAUCGACCAGCCCGCCUUCCAACAGCUGGUGCGUCAAAUAACUGCGCACAGGCGCUCCUUUUUACAAUAUUUCUGAGAAGUUUAAGUAUUUUUAAUCGGACCAUGUGUGAAUCCAGCAGGUUUGAUCUUUGCGUAAAAUAUGUAAAUGGCACAGUGGCACUACACACAUAUAACUCCUGUUCCUCUUCACUGUGAGAGUGAGAUAGUCAGGAUAGAAUCUUUUAAGAAACAUGUAAAUAAAACUUCUAAAAUAUGAUUUGCUAUUUUUCUACAGAGCGUCAUUUGAGCGUUUCAUUAUUUUAUACACAGGGGUUUAAAUUCUUGAUGUUGCUGCGUCAAACGGCAGGACAGGUUUAUGUUGACAGAUAAUUUCUUAAUUGACAAAUUAUCAGAGGAAAAUGUUUUAUUUAAGAUGUGUUGAAUCUAUGAGCAGAGCUUUUUUGCAUUACAGUGAGCAGUGUUGGUUUUAAAGAAGCCCUGCAAUGGUGCGAAGUUAACACGGCUUUACGCACAAACUCAAACACACUUUUAGUUCUGUUAAUUUGUUACACCACUGUGAAGGUACUCAGAUAAAUUAAGAGUAAAUAUAAAUGCACUGACGUAUUUUGGAGUCUUUCGCUGAGGAGAUUUAGACUCAGAUCGAUGAUGGGGACUCUUUUGGGAAAUACGCAUCAGACUGAACGUGGACAAAAAGCAGGCCUGCGCCAUAUUUAAGUGGAUUAGUAUUAUUAUGAUGAGAUCUGGAGAGAGCUUCCAUCUGCUGUUUGGACCUGAUUCUAUUAUUGUUUUGACUGACACAUCAUUUUGUGUUACAAGUCAAACAUUUUUGGUUAAGGAAGAAAUGAGGAUUAUUUUCAUUCAGGCCUUGUUGGUGAUGCGUUUACGCAUUGAAGGGGUUUAAAAAGGAAGCUGGCCUCCUGCAGAGUACACUCUCUUUACUGUAUGGCUGGAAAAUGUGGGGCUUAAAUGUUCUAUUAAUCAAAUUUACAAGCUCAGUGAAAACAUUUUCAGCCAUUUAGGAGAGGUUCAAGUGUAAGCGCCAGUUGUUUAUGAUGAUUACGCACAGGUGUUCUGUAUCACAGCUACAUCGCGCUGCGGUUUGGGAUAUAUUUCCCGCAAUAUUCAUACAAAAUAGAAAGUUUAAGGGCAAGGUGGAUCAGGGACGCUUUUUUAAACUUUGACAGAUCUCAAAAACCGUCACCGUCAGGCUUUGCGCUUGGAGAACCCUAGAUAGUAACGCGAAGAAAACAUUACAGCUCAUUACAGUUUUUUCAUCGCUCAAAAAAGUACUUUUAACUAACAAUUGGUUUAUUGUUCACAUUAGAUGAUUAUUUCUCACUUAUUAAAACAGAUUAAAACUGAAUGAUAAAUGUGGGCAGGGGAGCUGUCAAUGAUUUUAGGCCCCAUGGACAGAAAUAUCACAUUAGGCCCAAACACUUAACCACCUGGUACCGCCUUAAACCUUCAGUAUUUCACAGAAAGUGCAGUGGACAUGGAUGCAAAAUUCUGCACGCCAUAGACUUAACUGGAUGCAAUAUUGAUGAGAAAUGUGCAGUUAAUACAAAUAGAAUAAACAUUAACCUCUUUGAUUAAAAUGAAUAAUGACCAUCAUCUUUAAAAUGAUGCAGCUGAGGGGUGAAAAUAGUCUUACUUUUGGCACUCCUGCAUUAAAGCAAAAAAAGUAAGCGCAGUUCUCUACCCAUCUGCACACAAAUCACCUGCUGAUCAAAACUGAUUGAUUGAUUCUCAGUGAAACUUUUUACAGUCUCUCAUGGUUCAAGCAUCACAUGUACUUACACUUUUUAGAUUUUUUUUGACAACCAAAUGAGGAUGAAGUUUAUGACUACCAUGGUGGAAAAGCUUCUUUGCAUAUUGAGCAGUUUGGCUCAAACAAUAAUCGGACAACUUUUCAUUUUGGUGGCACUGGGCAAAAAAACUUUAUUCUAGAAUAUGGUUGACUGAUUUGUUUUCUAAAACAUUGUAAAAGCUCCAAAACUGUAUGUCAUGUUUGCAAAAGGCACCUAAACAUUUCUACUCUAUUUUUUUUACCUCUUUCAGUUUACAGGCCAGUGCUACUUAAACAAAAUGAAGUACUUAUAAUGAUGCUUUUUCACCAUUACAGUCAUAAAUUACACUAUUAGGCUAUGACCCUGUGAAAAUGCAAGUUGAAGAAAACAUCCUAAAACAAUUUUAAAAAAUGCUGAAAGUCAUUUAGAAAAAAAGGACCUGUGCACUUAUGGGUUCACAGUCAGCAAUAUAAAACUCCUCAUCUUCAUCCACAUCCUGUCGGUCUCGUUGGUCUGGACAGAGAUUUUCCAAUGUCACUAUGCCUGAUGUUUUCUCUUGAAAUGCUCAUUACCUGUGAUGCUCUCAGCAUUUGUGGCAUUGGUCACACACUUUCUCCACCUCUGGUGAAAUAACUUUCAGGAACAGGAACUAUGUUGGUAGAAACUCCAUUAUGGCUUCUAGUGCAGGAUUCACUUAUCUCACACAAUCACAUAAUUGAUCAAAUCAGGCCUAACCAAUCAUCUCUCAUGUUCUCUGUAAAGUUUAUCCAAAGAUAGGUGUUGCAGUGGCAGAAAUCCAUGUCAGAGAUAUUUUGAGUUUUGCCUGAUUAUAUGUGAAUAGAGAAUUUUGCAUGUGAUGCUUGAACGAUGAAGAAUUUUUUAAAACAUGUGAAGAAUCUGACAAUUUCACUGAGACUCCAACCAGCAGUACAAGUGUACAAGUAACUGUAUACUCACUCUGAUGCACAUAGAAUAGAAUGCAAUUUGCUCAAAUGAAAGACAAAUUCAGAUCUGUUUUAAACAAUAAAUGAAUUGUUUAGAUAUUAAUGUGAACUAAAGGUGAUGAAGAAAGACUGUCAACCGAGAUAGGUUUUCUCAUUGUUAAAGGAUGCUUUUUUUGCUUUUGUUUUUGAGUUUGCUUUUUCACCAGAAUGUCAUUUUGUGACCAUCAGGGAGGAAGGGCAUCGUCAAAUAUUGGCCAAUAUAGCUCAAGCAAUGGCUGAACAUCUUUUCAUUUUAGCAACAAUGGACAUUUAAACAGACAGAAAAAACUCAUUUUUGGGAAGCGUCGAAGUGCGAUUGCCACGCAAAUAAUCCUGGAAAUAUUAACUUCUGCAAACAUGCACUAGCGUUUAAAUAAACUACGAUACUGUUGUGACACUUGGGGUCACAGUUCUGGAUGUGCCACGCUCCCUGUCCUCUAUCCUCGGUCUGAUCUUCCUUCCCUCUUCCGUAUAGGUCACUUUCUCAGAGGGGGGUCCGGGCUCCAACUCGACGGGCAGUGAGGUAGCGUCCAUGUCGUCCCAGCUCCCGGACACGCCGAACAGCAUGGUAUCCAGUCCCAUUGAGGCCUAAGCGGACCACCGCCCCCCAUCUCCAGCCCCCCACCUCCCCUUUCCCCGUCCCUCCCCCAGCCACCCACCCAGACCGCACCAAACAACCCCCCUGGUUGUAUUUUGACACUGUGAAGACAAUCAUGGGAUUUUACCACCACUGACACCGUCCUGCCGUGACGCGUCAUCACGGCCGGUGCUGCACGGUCACGCGCGCCGCCCCCCCACCCCCCCUCUCCCGGUUCCAGUUGCCAAACGGAGACGUGAAGCGGACUCUGUCUUUACCUGAACCUGAACCUGCUGAGCGCGACUUGAACCACACGGACUGGUGAUUUUUUUUAGAAAAAAAAAACGGGACCCCCCUUCCUCCUCCUCUUCCUCACCAUGAUUAGACCCGGAGGACUCAGCACUGCUCUUCAUCUUUACGCACCAUCCUCUUCUUCAUGACCCGAGUACUAAAGCAUUUGCAACAAGGUAUACCUCUAUUCUGCCACAAGCUUCGUGGGACAUCUGUGUGAGUUAGUGUCCGUCCGACCAGUUUUUUUUUCUUUCCCAAAGAUGUGUAUAAUUAUUAUUAUUAUUAUUAUUAAUAAGUUAAAAACGUUAGCUCUGGAAGAAAAUGUUUCGUUUGUUCCCGUGCAACAAAAAUUAUUUAUUAUUUAUUGUCGACAAAUUUGCCACCUUUUGUGUAACUUUCUUAACUGAAGUAAAGAGACGAAAACUGACUGGAGUUUGGUCUGUGGCUCUUCUAUCACAGCGUUUUAACAUUUUGGUAAAAAAAAAAAAAAGUGGAUAAAAAGGAGAUUUCAAGAGUCUUUGGGGUGAGUUUUUCCCUCUCUGUGGAUGUUCACACAUGAGGCGGAACAUCACAUCCAUUAACCGGCCUGAUGGAUGCUUAACCGGGUGUCAUGUUGGGCUCGCGCUGUCUCAGUUUACCUGCUUUAACACAACAUCCAAACCUCUGAGUCUUCAGCUCGUAUAUGAAGCGUCAGAAAGGACAAAGCUACGGAAUCCCUCUGGUGACAUUUGAGGGAAAAAAAAAAUCUUAUUUGUAGAAAUAAACCAAAUCUUGUUAUUGUCUUAGUCGCUUUUAAAACGUGUGAGUAUUGGGGGGGUCUGUAGAUGUUGAUUCAUAAUACGGGAGACUGGAGUUGGUUGUUGCACAGACUCUUGAGUCAAUGCGUCUUAUGGCCUUUGCGCACUCUGUCCGUGUUUUUAAUCUGAAACUGCUGCUUUUGCUAAAAAAAAAAAGAUACAAUGUGAAGUUGUGUUAAGCAUGUUUGCACACUGAACUUCAGUCCGUCAUUAUUUUUAUUACCAUUAUUUUGAAAUACGUUCGAUCUUCUGUGUUUUAUGGCAAACUGAAUGGUGCAAAGCACUUUAUCCAUGCGCUCCCCAGGGGGGGUUUUGAAUGAGAAAACAUGAACACCCAUUGAUUGUGAUCUUGUCUGAAUAUCAACAGACCCAAAUAUGCAGUUAAGCUGAAUUGUGUGUGUGUAUGUGUGUGUGUGUGUGUAUGUGCGCGCGUUGUCUCUACCAUGAACAUACCUAGCUGCUUUCAAGGAUCGCAAAAAAGCCACACUACGGAGAUUAGGUCCUGAAAGUGGACACGAUGAAAUAGUAUCAACAUUAUAAUUUAAAAUAUUAUGUAUAUGAUUACUGGAAAAUAAGAUUUUGACACUUUUUAAAGAAACAUUUUAAUGUAUUUUGUUUUUAUUUUUUUUUAACUCUAUAUUUAUUUAUUUAUGUAUUUAUUUUUGCACUGUCAGCUAUAAAAAAAAAAAGACGAAAGUAACACCCAGACCAUUACGUUCCAAAAUGAUAAUAUAUUUGUGUUUUUUCCCACUUUAAGUGCUUUCACAAACUUUAGUUGUAUUUACAAAUAUAUUCUAACAAUAAGAUUUUUUUUUUUGCAGUUUAAACCCUUUAUUUGACCUAUGAUGAAGGCACCUUGGCCUUCAGCUGCCCGACCAGUGUCUCUAGUGGUCAUUAGGAGAACUUUCUGCUUUUGCCGCGGUGAUCUAAACUAUAUCAAUGGUGUCUUGAUAUAGUUUAGAUAUAUCCAAAUAACACAAAAAUGGCUGGAAAUUGAAUGUAAAUUAUGAGACAUUGUGUGUUUAUGCUACAAGGACCAUGCGAUCAACAACCACAGUUGUUAUAGGUUUGAUUGAUUAAUUGAUUGAUUAUUUUUAUUAAUGUGUCAUGCACACAAAGUGCCCAACCAUCAUGGGCUUAUAGGACACUAAAGAUGCAGUUGCAGUGGUUCAAAAUUCAUAACAGAGUCAUUUUGAAGUUGAAUGUAUCUAUUAUUGCAGAUAGAAGCAGAAAGAAAUCGGAUUCCCCUGAUUUAAGCUGUUAGGAAAUGUUCAUUUCUACCUACUGUCAUGCCGUAGAGAUCAUAAGUAAAAGGUUAACACUGAGAAUUAAACAGAUAUUACCAAAAAGAACCAGUGGGACCUGAGGGUUCAUGUGUGAUUCCAGUAUCUCUGGAAGUGUAUCAAACUGAACCACUGAUAUCCUAAAAUCUACCUGGAAGCGAUGGGUAUAACUUUGCAGCUCCUUGUUUUCAGUGUCUUUCUUGUUCUUUUUCAAAGAGUCAAAAAAACCACAGGAUCAGUUUUACUGCUCAAAUGACCUUAUUUCCCCCCUCAUACUACCAAUUUUAGCAAUUGAUUGAAAAAAGUAGUGCAUUGGACUCAGUGUGAAAGGUUUCUGUUCAUUUAUUUUUUAUCAGAUUAUGGAUCUGACACACACACACACACACACACACACACACACACAUCUGAAUAAAGAUGGACUCAGUGUGCGAAGGCCACAGCAGAGACACAGCUGUAAUUUCUACAUCAGACCAGAGCUUGUGGUCUUGUGCUGAAGUAGUUUUCUGAUUUAUUCCUAUAAAUUAAUUUAACAUAAAAUUAUUCAACUCUAAAAACACACAGUUAGGGUUGUCCCUGUAGUGGUUGAUUUGAAUUUAGUAAAAAGACUUUUGAAAACGAUAAAUCUUUAAAAAAAGAUUGUAACCCUUUUUGUUUUUUUAAGUUUGAGGCUGGAGACACUGCGAGUUUCAAAGUCAGUAACAACAACACGUCCUUCAUCACUUCUACUUGCAUUUGUCUGUUUAAAUUAUUCAGUUUUAUAAGAUGAAGGUACACCGUGUUGUGAAAAAGUAAAGGUUUCAAAAUGAUGGAUUCACCGUAAAUAUCAUUUAAAGCUUUUAUUUUGUCGGUGUGUUUGUGAAAGAGAGAGAGAAUGGAAGUGUGUGUUUACUCAAAAAUAUUUGAGACCACAUAGACUUUAACAGAGACACUUGCUGCCACCUGUCUUUCUGAAGUGAUUUAACCAGUAGAUGAAUGUAAGAACCACUCACCCACACACAAACCCACACACACAGACACAAAAGAAUAAAACUCAAAGUUACAAAGACAGGUUUAGAAGUAGUCUUCGUAAUGGCUGUGUCCCAGUCCAAGAGGCUGCAGCCUUUGAAGGCCACAUCUGAGACCAAAUGCGUCAUUGCUGUGCAGUGAUGGCUGUCCCAGUCUGAGUCCAAAUGUGUCUUACUUUUGUCAGGCUGCAGAAGAUGCAUUGGGCAGCAAUGUCCAGUGAGUCCUUGCGCUGAAAAUUUAGGGAGAAGACAGACUUACAAAAGGCAGAGUUAGAUGAAAGGGUUUGGUUUCAACUCAAUAGCGAGCUGUGUUAGAAAUGUUAAAAGGGCAAACUCAUUGAAACUUUGAAUUAUCUUACAUGUGACCAUUGCUAUGCUGGGUAGCUAACUUUCUGGCUAGGCCAUUGGUGGCACUAUGUGGCACCAGCGUUAGGACUGAAUGACUGUGUGAUGGGACACACAGCAACUCCUCCACAGACCAAACCAUCUUAAUCCAGGUCAGCCUGACUGGUUCAGGCAGGGUAAGAAGGCCGGGUUCUUCAAGCGUUGCAUCCCCUGGAGUGGGACACAGUCAAUAUGUCCAACUGUAGAGACUUGGUAGAGGCUCUGCCCGCAUGGUGAUGUCAGAUUUAGUUUGCUGUGGUCAUUAAACAACAGUCAGGAUGCCUAAUGCUACAUGCAUGUGGAUGCGUAAUUUCCAGAGCAUCCCUGCCAAUGUUGACAUUCAGAUGUAGCAUCUAUGUAUUUAUGUCUAUGCAUUUGACCUCUUCACAAAGUUUUUAUGCAAGCUACUGCAUGGCUUUAACUAGCUGGCUAAAAUUAGGCUCAAAUCAAAGUGAGUAACUUUCACUUUUGAUAAGAGCUUGGAGAAUGACUAAGGGUAAAAAAUGUACUAAAAUAUUAAAUUCAAGUAAACUAAAAAGUACUUACUUUUAACCCAUUAUGAUGGGAAGUGGAGGUGAGAUAUUCUCACAGGAUUAUGUGAAGUAUGUUUUCUUAAAAUAACUAUUGUAAUUGAACAGACAGGAGGGCAUUCAUGUGUGUGUUCAGGGUGAAGUUACUGAAUAUUUAUUUUUUGUUACUAAUAUUUUAUCGAUCACCCCUGCUCAAUGAAGACAUGGCCAUCUGUGUUUAGUGGCUGAUAAACAUUUUUCAGCUUCUGUGCAGGAUUACAAACACUGAUAACGAUUGGGAUUAAAAAAAAUUUCUACAAUGGUCAGAAAUAAGAGUCUGACUACAGAGGCUAUCUCUCUACAUACUGUGUGCGUAUAUUUCCACCUUUACAGAAGCCUUUCUAGAUGUGAUUUAAUGAUGAACACACAUAUAUAUAUAUAUAUAUAUAUUCAUCUCCUCUGCUUCAAGUUACCUCUUCUGAAUGUCAGGUGGUAGAUGUCAUUUAAUCAGUUGAAAACUGUAAAGCUGAUGAACAUUUACAACCUUUACUUCAAAUUUCCCCCCAGUAACUAAAGUGAUGUAAAAUAUAGAGAAAUAUGAUUCUCCCACAGAAAAUACUGACGUAAAAACAAGUUAUUGAUUUUAAACCCAAACCC
Messenger RNA from Xyrichtys novacula (pearly razorfish), 11934 nucleotides. Lineage: Eukaryota; Metazoa; Chordata; Actinopteri; Labriformes; Labridae. The record is from the annotation of a GenBank genome assembly.